Condylura cristata (star-nosed mole) is the source of this 2910-nucleotide messenger RNA. RefSeq names its product agrin (gene AGRN). NCBI's taxonomy places the organism in Eukaryota, Metazoa, Chordata, Mammalia, Eulipotyphla, Talpidae. The record is from RefSeq and is a predicted model, not a curated record. Gene Ontology annotation, molecular function: protein binding; calcium ion binding. Bases 1 to 2910 code for a protein of 969 amino acids. The transcript has 22 exons.
AUGCCUCCGGACGGAGCCCGCAGCCGAGACCAGCCUCCCUCUCCGUGCCGAGGGGUGCAGUGCCCGUUCGGGGCGACGUGUGCUGUGAGGAACGGGGAAGCCCAGUGUGCGUGCCCACAGGCGUGCUCGGGCGUCUACGACCCCGUGUGCGGCAGCGACGGUGUCACCUACAGCAGCACCUGCGAGCUGGAGGCCACCGCCUGCACUCUUGGGCGGGAGAUCCGGGUGGCUCGCCGGGGACCCUGUGACCGCUGCGGGCAGUGCCGCUUCGGAGCGCUGUGCGAGGCGGCCAGCGGCCGCUGCCCCGGCGUGGGCGGCCUCAGGUGCGACCGCUGUGAGCCCGGCUUCUGGAACUUCCGGGGCAUCGUCACCCACGGCCGGAGCGGCUGCACCCCCUGCAGCUGUGACCCCCGGGGCGCUGUCCGGGACGACUGCGAGCAGAUGACCGGGCUGUGCUCCUGCAAGCCGGGCGUGGCCGGCCCCAAGUGUGGGCAGUGCCCCGACGGCCGCGCCCUGGGCCCCGCCGGCUGCGAGACGGACUCCUCGGGCCCCAGGACCUGUGCUGAGAUGCGCUGUGAAUUCGGGGCGUCCUGCGUGGAGGAGGCCGGCUCUGCCCACUGCGUGUGCCCCACCCCCGCCUGCCCGGGCCCCAACGCCACCAAGGUCUGCGGCUCGGACGGCGUCACCUACGGGAACGAGUGCCAGCUGAGGGGCAUCGCCUGCCGCCGCGGCCAGCCCCCCAGGCCCUGCGACUCCCAGCCCUGCCUCCACGGAGGCACCUGCCAGGACUGGGGUGCAGGCGGACACUUCACCUGCAGCUGCCCAGCUGGCAGAGGGGGUGCUGUCUGUGAGAAGGUGCUACACCCCGCGGUGCCGGCGUUUGGGGGCCACUCUUUCCUGGCCUUCCCCACUCUGCGCGCCUACCACACGCUGCGCCUGGCACUGGAGUUCCGGGCGCUGGAGCCACGGGGAAUGCUACUGUACAAUGGCCACGCGCGUGGCAAGGACUUCCUGGCGCUGGCCCUGCCCUAUCCUGAGUGCCAGCUCCUGUCCUGCAGGUUUGACACAGGCUCGGGGCCCGCGGUGCUGACCAGCACCGUGCCCGUGGAGCCGGGACGGUGGCACCGCCUGGAGCUGUCCCGGCACUGGCGCCAGGGCUCACUGUCAGUGGACGGCGAGAGCCCAGUGCUGGGCGAGAGCCCCAGCGGCACUGACGGCCUCAACCUGGACACAGACCUGUUCGUGGGAGGCGUGCCGCAGGACCUGGCUUCCGUGGUGCGCGAGCAGACCUCAGUCAGCACUGGUCUCAGGGGCUGCAUCCGCCUGCUGGACGUGAACAACCGGCAGCUGGAGCUGGGCAGCUGGCCGGGGGCUGCCACCCGGAGCUCUGGCGUGGGCACGUGCGGGGACCACCCCUGCCUGCCCAGCCCCUGCCGUGGCGGGGCCCCGUGCCAGGCCCUGGAGGCCGGCCAGUUCCAUUGCCAGUGCCCACCUACCCGCUUCGGCCCCACCUGUGCUGAGGAGAAGAGUCCCUGUGAGCCAAACCCCUGCCAUGGGGCCGCCCCGUGCCAUGUGCUGCCUGAGGGCGAGGCCAAGUGCGAGUGCCCCCCAGGGCGAGGGGGCCCUCUCUGCCAGACGGUCUCGGUGCAGGAUGGUCCCCGGCCCUUACUGGCUGACUUCAGUGGCUUCUCCUUCCUGGAGCUGAAGGGCCUGCACACCUUCGACCGCGACCUGGGGGAGAAGCUGGCCCUGGAGGUGGUGUUCCUGGCCCGGGGCCCCAGCGGCUUGAUCCUCUACAACGGGCAGAAGACCGACGGCAGGGGCGACUUUGUGUCACUGGCGCUGCAGGACGGCCACCUGGAAUUCCGCCGGAGCGGCCGCAAGGGCUCCCUGCGCGUCGGCGACGGGCCGCGUGUGCUGGGGGAGUCCCCGAAAUCCCGCAAGGUGCCGCACACCGUCCUCAACCUGAAGGAGCCGCUGUAUGUUGGCGGCGCUCCAGACUUCAGCAAGCUGGCCCGGGCAGCGGCGGUGGCCUCGGGCUUCGACGGCGCCAUCCAGCGGGUGUCCCUGAACGGCCGGCAGCUGCUGACCCAGGAGCACGUGGUGCGGUCGGUGGGCGCGGCGUCCUUCCCGGACCACCCCUGCGCCCGGGCCUCUGGCCACCCGUGCCUGCACGGGGCCGUCUGCCUGCCGCGGGAGGCGGCCUACGAGUGCCUGUGCCCCGCGGGCUUCUCGGGGCUCCACUGCGAGAAGGCUGACCGGCCUCCCGCCCGCAGAGAGAAGGCGCUGCAGAGCGACCACUUCGAGCUGAGCCUGCGCACGGAGGCCACCCAGGGGCUGGUGCUGUGGAGCGGGAAGGCGGCCGCCCGGGCGGACUACGUGGCCCUGGCCAUCGUGGACGGGCGCCUGCAGCUGACCUACGACCUGGGCUCCCGGCCCGUGACGCUGCGCUCCUCGGUGCCUGUCAACACCGGCCGCUGGCUGCGGGUCCGGGCACACAGGGAGCAGAGGGCAGGCUCCCUCCAGGUGGGCAACGAGGCCCCUGUGACCGGCUCCUCCCCGCUGGGCGCCACACAGCUGGACACCGAUGGAGCCCUGUGGCUGGCCUCGGCGCUGCUGGUCAUCCCGCAGCCCACACUGGCCACGCCUGCCUCCCCCAGGGCCCUCCCUGAGCCCUCCCCACCGCUGCGGUCGCAGGCUCCCCGCAGCCGCUGGAGGCCAAAGGCGGCCGAGCUGACCAGCCCUGGGGAGCCGCGGAGGCCAAAGGCGGCCGAGCUGACCAGCCCUGGGGAGCCGCGGGCCUGGCCGCUCUCUGGCAAGCUGCGGGCGGCGGCCGAGGAGCAGGUGCUACUGGGACAGGAGGUCCAAGAGGCCCCAGGCUUCCUCCACCACUGGCCUCAGGCUCUGUGA